Drosophila nasuta is the source of this 791-nucleotide messenger RNA. RefSeq names its product mitochondrial ribosomal protein L48 (gene mRpL48). Gene Ontology annotation, cellular component: mitochondrial ribosome. Bases 154 to 699 code for a protein of 181 amino acids. The transcript has 3 exons. The record is from RefSeq and is a predicted model, not a curated record. NCBI's taxonomy places the organism in Eukaryota, Metazoa, Arthropoda, Insecta, Diptera, Drosophilidae.
UUUGCUUCGCUAUUGCAUAUUUACGUCGUCUGUACCCAAAUGUCAAUUAAUAUAUGUAUGUAGGUGGUAUGACGAACUGCUUGAACGUGCUGCGUCGCCACACAACAAAACAGCUGUUGUGACAUAACCUGCAUUUCUUCGGGAAAAUUGAAAAUGCUGCGUCGAUUAUUGCCGUCACUGCGCCAGGCGUUGCAGCAGACGACCCCAACAAUCACAGCUGUCCGCCCUAGCAGUUACAGUGUCUAUGAGCCAGACUAUCUCGAGUCACUCAAGCCUAAGUUUCCGCAAUACGAGUGCCUAAAUGUUCAGAUCAAGGGUUACGACUAUCCGUUGCUCGAAAGUUAUCAACGAUUCCUGCACAGCGUUGCCGAAUAUUUAGAUUUGGAUGUCUCCGAUUGUUAUGCACUGCCGCCGCAGCAAACGCAGGUGCAGCGGUUGCGUCCCAAUUCGACGGUCGUCGAGGCUGAUUACAAGCUGACUACUUACGAGCGUAAUCUGCAGCUAUCCAAUGUCGAUGCCCCCAUUUAUCCGCAAUUUCUGCGCAUUGCCCAAGCCGCCCUACCUGAGGGAGUGCAUCUUAUGGUGGCUGAACACACGGACGAGAGUGAUGAGCGUCGCUAUGUGCCCGACAAGGAUCUGCUGGACUUGAAGGCGGAGCUGGAACGCAUGGGCGGCGCUACCCCUUCAAAAAAAAAAUAACAGCUCAAUUGUCAUAUUUUUUUGGCAUAUGGGUAAAACGUUAAUCACUAGUUUUUUAUUGAGUAUAAAAUAAAUCCUGUGUAUAAGAGAGA